Messenger RNA from Sinocyclocheilus anshuiensis, 1386 nucleotides. RefSeq names its product methyltransferase 8, methylcytidine (gene mettl8). The coding region runs from base 42 to 1022 and encodes 326 amino acids. Lineage: Eukaryota; Metazoa; Chordata; Actinopteri; Cypriniformes; Cyprinidae. The transcript has 8 exons. Gene Ontology annotation, molecular function: tRNA (cytidine-N3)-methyltransferase activity. The record is from RefSeq and is a predicted model, not a curated record.
UUGUUAUAACAAGUACUGAAAAAGAAGUGUUAGUGAAAUUAAUGUUCAUUCUGUGCUCCAGGGAUCAUGUGCAGUGGACAGACGAGGAGACAGAGAAAGCCCGGCAAAAAGCAGAGGAGAACUCUAAAGAGAAGAUUCCUGUAGAAGAGCAAUCCAAAUAUGACAGAGAAGCUCAUAAAUAUUGGGACCGAUUUUAUGAGAUGCACCAGAGGAAGUUCUUCAGAAACCGAACUUGGCUCUUCACCGAAUUCCCAGAGCUUCUCCCUCCAGACACCGCAGGCUUGUGCCUCCCAGAGCAGGAGCAGGAGCAGGAGCAGGGCGGUGGGGUGGACUCGUGCUCCGAGUCUGGGAACAGAGAAAAGCAGCAGCCCUGCGCUUCCAGUACAUUAACCAGUCAUAUGAACACAUUCCCUGGACAGCAUGCUGCUUUCAGGAUACUAGAGGUGGGCUGUGGUGCAGGGAACAGUGUGUUUCCCAUCAUCAGCACCAUCAGGGGCAGUAAGGCGUUUCUGUACUGCUGUGACUUCUCAUCUCAAGCGAUUGAGCUCAUCCAGGAGCACCCAGACUAUGACCCUGCAGUGUGUCACGCAUUUGUGCGGGACAUUUGUGACACGGCGUCCCCAUUUCCCUUCCCACCCGAGAGUCUGGACAUUAUUCUGGUGGUCUUUGUGCUCUCUGCCAUCCACCCAGCACGCAGAGCUCAAGAUGCAGUGAGGGCUUUGGCUGGAUUCCUGAAGCAGGGAGGAAUUGUGCUGUUCAGAGACUAUGGCAGAUAUGAUCUGGCACAGCUUAGAUUUAAAAAAGGCCAGUGUUUGUCUGAGAACUUCUAUACGCGCCAGGAUGGAACCUGUGUGUAUUUCUUCACAAAAGAUGAGGUUCAUCAUUUGUUUUCUAAUGCUGGUCUGGAGGAGCUUCAGAAUCUGGAAGACAGGAGACUGCAGGUAAACCGAGGAAAGAAGGUGGUGAUGCACAGAGUGUGGACGCAAAGCAAAUACAGGAAGCCUUGUCUGAUUUCAGACUGAGCUCUCAAAAGAACUGGGCUAAAGGCCUUAACUUGAACACAAAGUCCUAUCAAGAUUUUAUGUGAUAGACUUCAAGUAUAGCAAAUGAUGGAGAUAUAACAUUACAGAAACGUCAAGAACUCCAUUUGUAUGUUUCUUUUAACUUCACAUGUGCCACUAUUUGCCUUUGUUAGGUUUCAAUAAAUUGUAAUGAAUGCGUUGUCUUGUAUUGCAUUAUUACGUAGUCGAGUGAAUUAACAUUAUUGGAGCCUUGAAAGUUAACAGUAGUUCUUCUAAAAGACACUUUAGCGUUUAAUUAAAGAAACAUGCAUAAUAUUUAGUGCUGGGCAAUCGCAAUUAAUCGCAUCCAAAAUAAAAUGUUUAC